AACGUUAAAACUUGUUAUUACUGAACGGCUUUAAUAAAAACCCAAAAUAUCAGUUUCCAUUGUAAUGAUUUACAUACUGUGAAGAAUAUACUUAUGUUGUACGUUUAUCGAAGAAGUUAUUUCGGAAAUAAAAUUGAACGUGCAAGGUUGUAAUAGUGUGAAGUCAAUUUAAUCUACUUUAAAUAAACCAGCAUCCUGAUUAAUAUAUAUUGCAGUAUUUAAGAAUGCAUUUAAGUGUUUACGUUUAAAUAUUCAUGAACACGUGGUGAAAAUUCGUAAUAAGCCGGGUUAUGCAGUAUUCUAAUAAAUAAUAUUUUCAUCCAGACAACAAACAGACGAAUUUAAUUUGUGUGUUAGCAUCAACACAAGUUUUAACUACGGAAUAUACUUUAUUGUUGACCGGAUUGUACCCUCACACAUUAAUCGAGUUUAAUAUUGACGUCAUAAUGGAUAGGAUAGGGACCAUCGCUUCAAACAAUAUCAGUGAUCAAAUCAGCAGUGCUGCUGACGGCUAUUUUGGACGCCAUGAAUUUAUCACGACACAGCCUGCAGUAGCAGUUCCGUGUGUAAUCAUACUUUCUGUUGCGUCAUUGCUCGGAACGUUCGGCAACGUGCUCAUCCUCUACGUCAUUGCGACGAAAUCUAGGUUACGUAACAAAAUGGAGUCAACGUUUAUCGCCAGUUUGGCCAUAUCUGACUUGUACGUCACUCUGAUUGCCGAUCCAAUGAGUCUCGUUGCAAAAGUUGAAGGAGAAGAUUUUUUCGAAAAGGUACCGGGACUAUGUGAGACCGUUGCGAGUCUUUGCACGAUAUCAUGCGUAACAUCACUAUUGACGAUUGCUAUGAUGAGUAUGAACAGGUACUUCUUCAUCUGCGCAAACGACAUAUACAGGAAAAUAUUUACUAGGAAGCGCUGUAUCGCCAUAUGCGUCUCCGUGUACUUUGUUGGUACCACUUUAGUUCUGUUAAAUACAGCAGGCGUCGGCGACCAUGGCUUCGAUACAAAAAGUCUAGAGUGCAUCUGGGACAGAAUGGCAACGUACCCAUAUACAGUCAUAUUUUCAAUCGUACUGGUCUGGAUUCCCGCAAUUAUCAUUGGCGCCUGUUACUUGAGAAUAUAUAUGUUCGUACGGACACAUAGACUAAGGCUAAAAGAGGCAAGAAAGCAUUUGGGUGGAAAUCAAACGCCUCUGAAAAGUUAUCACCUCGCGAAGACUUUGUUUGUCAUCUACAUUGUCUUCAUCACCUGUUGGGCGCCAUAUGCGCUGCUGAUGGUGGCGGACUUUAAAGACACAUUUGCACAUGAAGUGCAUGUGUAUAUCACAAUGUUUGCGCAUCUACAUCCUUCACUCAACUGGAUGAUUUACUACCUCACGAACAAACAUUUUGCGAAGGCAUACAAAGAAGUAUUUGCAAGUUGCUAUUUGAAUGUAAUUCGUGCCCUGCCAGUGAGAGUCACUUCUGACUCAAAUAAAACUGGAACAUUUUGGCCAUCAACUUUAAAAUUUACGAAGUCAAAGCUUAAACAUAGUCAGACAUACUCAAGUUCUUGUCAUCAGGUUGAGGUGACUCCUGGUUCAGAAAUAACUCAAGAAGGAUUUUAAUCUACCAAUUCAUUAAAUGCAGUAAAGAUUUUGUUUCAGAGAGAAAGUUUUGUUAUCAGCAAACGCAUAUUCAAUUAGUUGUGUACCUUUAACGCUACUUAUCUUUUAAAUUAUCAAUUACGUAGUUGUUAUUGUUCUGAAAUAAUGUAAAAUAUGUUUUAGUAACAGCACCCAUUACACGAGUAAAUUAAAUUAUAGACGAGCACGAAUCGUGCUUGUGGGUGAAGUCACUGUUUUGUACCAUGUUGUCAAUUGUUACCUCCAUAUUCGCAUGCUAUAGCUCUAUUCCGAUAGGGUAUUGAAUGUAUACAAUAAAAAAGAGAGCUCCUCCAGUCAUGGUAACUGUUUUGCACCAUUAUUUCAAUUAUACACCAAACUCUUGUGUUCUGAACAAUGAAUAGAGAUUAUUUUGAAGUGUAGUAACUGUAUAGAUUACAGUCAGGAUUUGGAUUAUUUUGAGUGACCUUUCACAUAGCUUAUUAAUUGGAAUCAAGGAGGUUUGGUCUUUAAAGCAUUUGUUUA
Messenger RNA from Mya arenaria, 2126 nucleotides. Its product is annotated as melatonin receptor type 1B-B-like. Gene Ontology annotation, biological process: G protein-coupled receptor signaling pathway. The transcript has 3 exons. The record is from RefSeq and is a predicted model, not a curated record. Gene Ontology annotation, cellular component: membrane. Gene Ontology annotation, molecular function: G protein-coupled receptor activity. Lineage: Eukaryota; Metazoa; Mollusca; Bivalvia; Myida; Myidae. Bases 447 to 1604 code for a protein of 385 amino acids.